Molecule: messenger RNA, 1693 nt
Organism: Ixodes scapularis (black-legged tick)
Lineage: Eukaryota; Metazoa; Arthropoda; Arachnida; Ixodida; Ixodidae
Exons: 2
Coding region: 19-1428 (469 amino acids)
Source: RefSeq, a predicted model, not a curated record
AGACUCGAGCUACCCACCAUGAAGACACGGGCCGCCGCAGCAGCCACAAUAGCUGCGCUCUUGGGCGGCUGCAUCGUGACGUUUUGUAGCGUCUCGGCAGCCGGACAUAACCUCCUGCGAGGCAACCCGGCAUCCGGCUUCCACAACAGCACUACCAGUCAGAAAAUAGGCGCUACCUCCGCUUCCUGGAGCUUCCCUAUGACCAGCAGUUUCCCAUCGUCCACAACCUCGGCGUACCUGACCACAGCGUCCCCGCCGACGUCGACUUACCUCAAAAACCACGCGACAACGUACUCCUCACCCGACUACGGACCGAAGCCAGCGGGGCCCAGCAAGCAAUCCCAAGCCGUCUACACCUACUACAAUGCACCCUCCACAACCACCACGUCCACAACCCCAGCUCCGUUCGCGUAUAACCUCCCUUACAACCCCAUGGACUACUACUUCGAGACUAAGGACGGAGCGAAGGUGAGUCAAGUCACGCCAGGCAUGUACAAGGUCAGUCACGGCCCAACGAACUCGCACAAGGCGACCCACGUCAGACCAGACGCGUACAAGGUGGCAUCUGCACCCACGACCAACUAUUACACGUCCGACUACGAAGACGAGGAGGAGGAACCCGACCGACAUCUCUCCCGGAUAGAGAAGAAGCCAGACUACGACUCGGUCGAGGCAUCGCCGACGUACAUCAAGACCAAAUACGGCUACACGACCAAGAACCCCCUGGUCAACGACGACCCCAAGGCAUCGGGUCUGAGCCGCGAUGGUGGUGCGGCCAGCUUCAAAGUCAAGGAUAAGGUCGUGGUCGAGAGCGACAAGAACUACGCGACAGCGACCAGUGAUCAUUAUGACUAUAAGGGAUACGACUACGCGGAUUUCGGCUACCCGGACUACGACCAUGGUUACCCGCCCUACGCUCACCGGCACAAGCACCACAGCAGCAAGGGACCCCUGGCUCUCUUGCUGGGGCUACUGCCACUAGGCCUGCUGAUGGCGGCGCUCGUGCCCAGUGUCAUCAAUUUGCCCGUGGCGGCUGUUGGUGUGGCCGGAAGGCGGCGCAGAGCAUCGGCGGACCAGACCCGUUACCGCAAUCCAAUCCUGGAGGUCAUCGCCAAGUUUGGAGUGAACAGUCUGGAAGAUCCCGAGUGUCUGCAGCAGAUAUUCUGCGAAGUCACGACAGAGGGAAAGACUACGGAGGCCAUGCUGAUCCAGAAGGUCUUCUAUGGCCUUUCUACAUUAGUCAGCGACCUGUGGGCAGAGAGGCUCGGUCUCGGGCAGCUUUUCAAGGCGGUGAAGAAGGGCAGUUGCGACGCCUUCCGCUGCUCCCCUCAGAGGCACAAGCCGAAGAAACCGACCAAGCCCAAGGACAGGAAACCCAAGGACGACAAGGCGAAGGAAGGAGGCUCCAAGGAAACACCCUCGAGAUAAAUGUAAAGCCCAGAUGACCCCAGCAACGCCUCGUCGCUUUCUUCCCCGCCCCCUCACCCGUUCUGUAAAUAAAUAAAGUUCGUCCAUAGACCAUUCCUCUAAUCGCCUUCUAAACGCUGCUAUCCUUGUUCACUGGGUCGUGGAACGCGUGUGGCCAAGCAGGUGCAGUUGCUCCUCUGCAAACACCAACACAAUGACUCGGUGUUUUGUGUUUUUUUUUUCUUGUGCGAUACGUGUUGACAAAUAAAUGGCAAUGCAAAAUAGA